Messenger RNA from Sclerotinia trifoliorum, 1016 nucleotides. NCBI's taxonomy places the organism in Eukaryota, Fungi, Ascomycota, Leotiomycetes, Helotiales, Sclerotiniaceae. The record is from the annotation of a GenBank genome assembly.
AGCCUGCAGAUUGUGGAUUCUAGACACAAAUAUCUCGAAGCCUUACACCUUCUGAUAUCACAAUGAUACAGUAACUCCUCAAAAACAACGCCAACUUUCACAAUCAUGGCAGCUCCUAUGGACCAGAGAAUUAAUGUUCCAAUAGACGAUCCAAAUGCAGAUACGGAAUGGAAUGAUAUUCUGCGAGCAAAGGGGAUAAUCCCCGAGAAACCUCCUUCCCCCACACCCCUUAUCGAGGAAGCUAUUUUGGAAGCACGACGUCUUGCGCAUGAGAACCGACUUGAAGGCAAGGACCUUGAUGAGCUCGAUGCUCUCGAGGAUGAAGAGGACGAUGCAUUCCUCGAACAGUAUAAAAAACAACGAAUGGCAGAAUUAUCGUCAAUAUCGAAGAAAGCCAAGCACGGCGCUGUAUAUCCAUUAUCGAAGCCUGACUAUCAGAGAGAGGUAACCGAUGCUAGCCAAGAUUCGCCAGUAUUGGUCAAUCUCACAAGCGGGUUGGGCACGAACGUGGAGAGUAGGGUUUUGACAGAGUUGUGGAGAAGAGCAGCUGCAGAGUUCGGGGAGGUGAAGUUCUGCGAAAUGAGGGGUGACAUGGCCAUUGAGGGAUAUCCAGAUAGGAAUUGUCCUACAAUACUGGUGUACAACAAAGGAGACAUCGUUAAACAAGUGGUUACACUGAUGACAAUGGGGGGUCUACGCGUAGGAAUGGCAGAGAUUGAUAAGCUUUUGAUCGAAAUUGGAGCUAUCAAAGACAAUGAUAUGAGAGUUACGAAGCGGAGACGUGACGCAGAGGAUGAAGAAGAAGAGCGUCAAGAGAAGGGUGGCAUUCGAGGUUCGAAGCUGGCCAAUGUAGAAAGUGACGACGAUGAUUGGUAAAAGGAGACCUUGAAUCACAUUGCAUAGCAUUUGGAGUUAUGGUGUAUAUAGGAAGACAAAAGAUCUUUAAUUUGUCUGUAUUUACCACAUUGGAUUUAGACGCGAAUCUUUGUUCGCAGAUUCACAGAUUUGAUGAGUCU